AUGCGUCUCCUCAGUUUCGCCACGCUCCUGGCGGCGGCAGCCUCCGUCGUCUCUGCCGCGGUGCCCUCCUCCAAGCGCUUCGACCUUACCAAGCCGUCGUACGACCUCUUCCGCAGCAAGCCGCUGCACGACGACACGGUCCAGCAAGGCUUCGCCUUCGACAACAAGAACCGGCGGCUGUUCGUCUCGCAGCGCCUCAACGGCGCCAGCGCCGCCUCGGGCGACCUCUGCAUCACGCAGCUCGACUUCAGCGGGAAGAAACUCGGCCAGAUGCACCUCAAGGGCUUCGGGCACGGCGUGUCGUUCGGCGCGCAGGGUGACGGGUCGGCCACCUACCUCUGGACCGAGGUCGACGCCAACAGCAACGGGUACGGCGCGCGCCUGGCCCGCUUCAAGUUCGUCAGCGGCGCCACCCUCACCAAGUCCUCCAGCAGCCUGAAGAAGUUCACGCCCGUGAAGGCUGGGACGGAGCACACCUGCGCGGUGGACACGGUCAACAACCGGCUGGUGGUGCGCUACCACACCUCGGGCGGCAAGCGCAUCGCGGUGUUUGACCUGGCUAAGGCGACCAAGGGCGAUUUCUCGGCGCCGCUGGUGGACUUUAAGCAGCCGUUGCCUAAGACCAAGGGGAAGAACUUCCAGGGGUACACGGCAUAUGGGCAGUAUCUGUACCUGCUGUGGGGGGACUCGUACGAUGUUAGCAAGGAGCUCAACUCGCAGGUGGCGAGCGUGGAUAUGAAUACGGGGAAAGUUGUUCAGGGACCGGUGAUUACUCGUGCCGGGUCGACGCUCUCGUUCCGCGAGCCGGAGGGCAUGGCGAUCUACCAGACGGCGGCGGGCGAGGUGCGGUUGUUUUUGGGGUUUGCGUCGGGCAAGGCGGGCGAUCGGAGGAAGUCGAGGAGCAUGAAGGGCCAGGCUGACGCGCCAUCAGUCGGGGGUUCCGAAUCGGCCCCCGUGUCGAUGUGA
This is a messenger RNA of Chaetomium globosum CBS 148.51, 966 nucleotides long. RefSeq lists its product as uncharacterized. Lineage: Eukaryota; Fungi; Ascomycota; Sordariomycetes; Sordariales; Chaetomiaceae. The record is from RefSeq and is a predicted model, not a curated record. The coding region runs from base 1 to 966 and encodes 321 amino acids. The transcript has 2 exons.